AUGGCUGCUCGUAGGGCAUCAGUGUCACGACCACCCCCCGAGUUCGACGACUAUCAACCAGCCCAAAGAAGGAACGGAACCAUGCAUCCAAGUGGUUACUCUGAUCGACCACUUAUCCAAGACGAAUACACCAUGUCAGCGGACUCGCAAACACGACCUCCCCAGGCAUCGUCACAGGAAGGGGACGGGUUCCGCUCAUUUGCGGACCGUGCCAAAGAACGCGGCCAAGAGGAGUUACCAUACGACAAUGUUUCGCCCAAUGGAGCUCAAGACACUCCUAUGAAUACUCCCAUGAGCCCUAGUAGCGCAUACCAGAAAGCAGACUCACAGUCACCAUCGACACAACAACAUCAACCGUCGCCAAAUAUCAAUUCACCAACCCAGUCACAACCUAGUGCCAAUGCAUCACCUACCGCGCGCCAAAGCUCCCAGUCCGCCUCGAAAAACAAGAAGCCUGCUCGAGAAUGGGCACCAGCGCGAUCACCGUUGAAGAAGCUAGAACUUACGCUGAACGAUAUAAGUAAGGAGGAGAAACGUGCGAGGGUAGAGGAGGCCGAGAUGCUUCUGAGGGAAGCUCGUGCAGGUCGCCAUGGCCGCACGCUGAGCCGUGAUGCAGGUGGUAAACCGCACCUUGCCCCAGACAAUGCUAUGAACAAGGAGAAUGCGCCUAGGCCGACGACCAUCGAGGAAGCCGGGCUACUGCGAAGUCUAAGCACUAAGCAGAAAGACAAGCUUCGCGAGAGCGCUCAGAUCGAGUCAAAGAAGCCAGAUGAAGAUCAGUUUUCUGAUGAUAAAAGAGAAGGGUUCCAAUAUGAGCAGGCUGUUCCAAUGGGCUACGAUGCCACUCCCGGGUUUAACGAACGCGCGCCAUUCCCGGAUCCGAAUUUCUAUGAUCAACAGUCUAGAGGUGCUCUACCUCAAGGACAGCAAGUACAGAAACCUAGGGAAUUAUUCGAACCGAUUCCCCAGACAAGAGAAAUGGAGCCAGAAACGCAUGAGCAAAUCGAGGAGCCGAAAAAUGGCCAAACUAAGCAAAAGCAUGCCUCUGUCUCAUUCGCGGUUCCUCCGCCAACCCCUCCACCAGUCUCUGAAUGGAGACAUGCCGUUGUCGGUCGUUUAUGUUUGACCGAUUUCGACCUUCGAGUACCGGAGAUGGAAAGGGAGUGGAGAGGACGAGGUGGAAGGGGAGCUAGAAAUGCCCAUAGAGGCGUCGAGAGCGGGCUGCCUAGGGUCUCUCUCAAGAAAAACACACCUUUCAAUCCUCCUCUAUACCUAAAGUGUGGGCCUCUACUUCGAUUUACAGGAACAACAAAGGAGAUAGUAGGUCUACCAAGCAGGCCCACCGAGCGAGAGAUCUGGAGAGGGUCCAUUAUGAUAGUCACCCAGGACUCUGCUUCAUUUUAUGACACACCACCUACGCUUAGAAUAUUUUCCCAGCCGAGGGAUCUGCUUCCACCCCCGCCAUCAGAUGUCCCUGGCGAUCACGCUGCACCUCUCGCGCCAGAAUAUGUUGACCCCAUAGCAGGCUUGGGUAAAGUGGGAAGAAACGGCAACCUGCUCUACGUCAAACCGGUAGAUCAUAUCGAGGAAGGAUUAGACCUUUGCUAUGAUGAAACUGAAGAGGGAUUAUUCGAACGCUCUCCUAGCCAAAUCGACUACGGCGCUAGCCACCGCGUUUCUCUACCGCCAGCCAUAAGGAUUCAAGGAAUAGACGGAGAAAUGGUCGGAAAAUACAAAGUGGUUAAAGCAAGUCGACUAUAUGUUGAUCCUGCUCGAGAUGUGACGUUCUGGCGGUUCAGCUUGGAAAUCGAACUAGGAGACAAGCAGGAACAUGUUGCAUACCGCAUCAACAAUGGCUCGGUGGUCGGCUUCUGGGUGCCGGCAAAGGGCCAGGCGAUGAACAUUUUAUAUCACACUGGGAACGGAUUCAGUAUGUCUGUCGACACGGACAAAUACAGUGGUCCCGAUCCAAUGUGGCGUGACGCUUUAAAUUCUCACCAAACACGUCCCUUCCACGUCAUGAUCGGUGGAGGUACGCAAAUCAACAAUAACCCCAUCACCGUGGAAGCCGACCAUUUCCGGAAAUGGCUUGAGAUGAAAGGGAAAAACGAGAAAUACGAGUACCCCCUGAACCUGGAUAUCAAGGGAGAAUUGGAGGAAUUUUACCUAGAAAACUAUGCCGCUUGGUUCUCUCAGGGGCUCUUUGGAAUGGCGAACGCUCAGAUCCCGAUGGUUAAUAUGUGGGACGAUAAUGAUAUUAUUGGCGGGUACGGGUCGUUCACGGAUGAAUUGAUGAAAUCUCCGGUAUUUGCCGGGUUAGGAAAUGUUGCGUUCAAGUAUUACUUGCUCUUCCAGCAUCAAACUGCUGUGGAGGAGACAGAUAUGGAUGAGCCAAGUUGGCUUCUUGGUUCGGCUGAGGGGCCAUAUAUUCGACAAAAGAGCAGGAAUUUGCUCAUGAAUCUGGGUGAGAGAGUAGCCCUACUGGCAAUUGAUUGCCGCACUGAACGUUCGAGGAUGGAUAUUAUGAUUGAUGAAAGUUAUGACCUGAUCUGGGAUCGAUGCCAUCAACAGAUUGUCAAGGGAGAAGUGAAGCAUCUAUUAGUGUUGGUGGGAGUGCCGGUUGCAUUCCCAAGACUAACAUUAAUCGAGGGAGUUCUCAAGGGCCCUGCAAAAGCUCUUGGACGAAAUGGCGUGUUCCGUAACCCGAGCACUAAAAUCGAGAAUACCUCUGAGAAGAUGGAUGAUCAAUGGACCGCAAAGCAACAUAAGCUAGAACGAAAGUGGCUAGUUGAAGAUCUCCAGGAACUUGCGGCUGAGAAGUCGAUGAGAGUUACCAUCUUGGGAGGUGGAGCAAACUUGGCGGCAAUCGGCCAAUUUUACUCGGAUCCCAACUUACAGAUACCUAAAGACAAGGACUACAGAUAUAUGCCAAACGUCAUAUCGUCUCCAAUAGUGGAUGCGCCCCUAUCGGAAAUCAUGACCGAUACCCUUAACCGACGCAACAAGGUGCAUACACUGGAUCUAAAGACGCUUGAGGAUAUGCGAGCGGUGUUUCUGCACGACGUGGAAGGACGACCACGAAAUAAUAAGCGUCUCUUGCCUAGAAGAAACUGGUGUUCUAUCAGAGAAUACGCCCCAGGAUCUACUCCUCCACCUACACCCCCAGAUGAAACCGUUUCCCCGGGCUCUCCGGCAUCCUCUACCGAUUUGCGUCCGGGAAGGCUAGGGAGAACGCUGUCGAUGUCCCGGGGCGACAAGCCGGCCAAUGGGCUCAUGCGGCGGUUAUCGCUUCGUAGUAGCCAGCGCCCACAGAUCAGCCACCCUAUUCCUCAAGACCAGUUUACACAACGCAUGAGCUAUGAUGACGGACGGUCACGACGAGAUGGGAGUCACUUCCCACAGCAGACACACAGCGAUGCAAACAUUCCAGGACAUCCUGGGUCCGGUGACGGCGACGGCGAUAGCUCCUCGCUGCCUAACAAAUUUGUCCGACGCCGCACCGACCUGAGUAUGCGAGAGAUCAAGCAGGCAGCAAAGGGCGGGCCAGACCUGCAUCACUUUAUUAAUCUCGAGGGCGGGCUGCACAUUACAUUUAAUUGUGAAGUCAAGCCCCGAGACCCGGCCGGGAUCACAGUACCUUACCACGUUCUAGUACCUGCGCUAUCUUUCGAUGGAGAAUUCGAACCAAGCAUCGAAGCCGAGAAAAAGCAAUGGUGGAAACUCAGGCACCGUAAGAACAACAGCGCGGUACAGGUCGACGGGCCAGAGCCAAACAAUGACAAAGGCGAGGAGAGACAGGCCGAGAACGAGGCCUAUCGCGACUACGAGCCCAACCCUGGGGAAGGCGGGCACGGGUACUAUGACGACGAUGCCAGCGGCUCUCCCCGCCUCGUCCAAGGUGGCCGAACGGGCGAAGUGGCCUCACCGAGGAUGCUGCCGCAGCCGCCACAGCCUCAGGGAGGACACCAUUAUUUCAAUGCGGCCAUGCAACCGGCUAAUGACGGUGACGGUGAGCAUGGAUACAGCGGCGUGGAGGCGUACCGUCCGAGGAAGAAGAAAUGGCUGGGGAUUCUUUGA
Messenger RNA from Arthroderma uncinatum, 4077 nucleotides. RefSeq lists its product as uncharacterized. The record is from RefSeq and is a predicted model, not a curated record. Gene Ontology annotation, cellular component: membrane. The transcript has 6 exons. Bases 1 to 4077 code for a protein of 1358 amino acids. NCBI's taxonomy places the organism in Eukaryota, Fungi, Ascomycota, Eurotiomycetes, Onygenales, Arthrodermataceae.